Molecule: messenger RNA, 1124 nt
Organism: Acomys russatus (golden spiny mouse)
Lineage: Eukaryota; Metazoa; Chordata; Mammalia; Rodentia; Muridae
Gene: Mtres1
Product: mitochondrial transcription rescue factor 1
Exons: 4
Coding region: 102-824 (240 amino acids)
Source: RefSeq, a predicted model, not a curated record
GCUUGGGCGGAAGUGGCGGGGCAGGGACGGAGGUGGCUCCCCCCGCCUGAGGUCGGCGCGGUCCGGGGAGGGACCGGCGGACUGUGCAGGUGGUGUGCAGCAUGGCUGUGCCUGCUGUCAGAGCGCUCACUGGUGUUCUCAGAAAGCCAGAUGCCUGGGUCGGAGUCUGGGGCGUGCUUCACGGGACAGCCUCACACCAACUGUGUGCUUCCUGGAAUCGAUACUUAUAUUUUUCUAGUACCAAGUUAAACACAUCAAAUUAUAAAACGCUUUUCCAUAACAUUUUCUCUCUGCGACUCCCAGAGCUCUUAGUAUCUCCAGAAUAUAUUUUUCCAUUUUCCGUACGACUCAAAAGCAAUAUAAGCUCCAGAAAAUCCACUAAAAAGACUCUGCAAAAAGAUGCAGAUGAAGAGGACUCUGACGAGGAAACCAGUCACCCUGAGAGGAGUGAGCUGGAAGAGGGGCUCGAGGAGGAGCCCAGUGUGGUCAAGGACUACAAAGACCUGGAAAAAGCAGUACAGUCUUUCCGGUAUGACGUCAUCCUCAAGACAGGCCUGGAUAUUGGGAGAAACAAAGUAGAAGAUGCAUUCUACAAAGGUGAACUCAGACUGAACGGGGAGAAAUUAUGGAAGAAAAGCAGAACGGUGAAGGUGGGAGAUACACUAGACCUCGUCACUGGAGAGAACAAAGAGACAGGAACUGAGGUGGUGAUGCGCAUUCUCCUGAAAAGCCUCUGUGAAGAGAAGACAGAAAGUGACAAGUACCGAGUGGUGUUGCGAAGGUGGAAGAACUUAAAGCUGCCCAAGAAGACUGCAUCUAAAUGAACGCCGCUUCUGCACACGGUUGUAGAGAAGGCGCAGCAUAAAAGGACAUUCUUACUGAAAUAAAGUUGUCAUGUCACCUGUGCAAUCACUGGAGCCUUUUGUGGAAGCUGGGGUCUGUGGGUUUCCCUCCUGGGCUGGGCUGGUGCUCCCUGAGCCCUGGCGUUGUGAGAGCCCCCAUGACCUGUGCAGACCAGGCCAGAGAGGACACUAGAGCCUGCCUGCCAUCUCCCAUAUUAACUACCUCAGGAGUCACUGUAAAAUAAAUUGGCCUUGGUUUUUUGUGGGGUUUUGUUUUAUAGU